AUGGGCCCAGGACUAGCCCAGCCACCGCCCGAGCCUGUGGCAGCUCCAGGUAUACAGGCGAUGCUCGUACAGAUAAUAGCUGCCAUUGGGGGUAUGCAGCAGGCCCCAGCUCCAGCCGCUCCAGUACCGCAGGGCCAACCUGCACCAGCGGCACCGAUUGUUCAGCCUGACGAGUUGGAGGGCAUCGUGCCACUUCGGGAGCAGAAGAUGCUCGGGGUGUUCCUUAGACUAUCACCGCCGAGGUUUUCUGGGGCUGUGGGUGAGGAUGCCCACGAGUUUCUACUUACUUACCACGAGCGGCUACAGACUUUGGGUGUAGUGGAGUCGAGAGGAGCAGACUUCAUCGCUUACCAGCUAGACGGUCCCACCAGGCAUUGGUGGUAUACAUGCUUAGAGACCAGGCCAGCUUGGUUUCCACCGGUCACAUGGACUGAGUUUUCAAAGGCCUUCUUGGCCCGAUUUAUUCCCAGGAGCAUUAGAGAUCAGCUAAGAGAUCAGUUUGCUCGGUUAGAGCAGGGCUCCAUGACAGUAUCAGAGUAUGAGGCCCGAUUCCAUGAGCUCUCCAGGAAUGCCGCCAUGAUAUUACCUACUAAGGAGGAGACAGUUCGUUGUUUUGUUCGGGGUUUGAGACUGCAGUUGCGGAUUGAGACUCAGUCUUUAGUCUCAGCGGGCCGCUCAUUUCUGGAUGUAGUGGACAAUGUCCGCACUAUUGAGCAGCUCUGUCACGAGGCCAAAGGGGGCAGCGACAAGAGAGCUAGACAGGAGGAUAGUACCCCUUUCAAGCCUCUCUCCAAGCAUCGGAGGGUGAUCAGCACCGCCAUAUUGGUUUUAGUGCCGGUCCUAAUCGGGGCCGAGAUAGUUCACAGAUGGGUUCUUCUGGCUGGGGUAGCCGACCUCCAGCUCUCAGUCGACAGUCCCAGGGGUGCUAUGAGUGUGGGGUGUUAG
Messenger RNA from Solanum tuberosum (potato), 945 nucleotides. RefSeq lists its product as uncharacterized. The coding region runs from base 1 to 945 and encodes 314 amino acids. NCBI's taxonomy places the organism in Eukaryota, Viridiplantae, Streptophyta, Magnoliopsida, Solanales, Solanaceae. The transcript has a single exon. The record is from RefSeq and is a predicted model, not a curated record.